UCAAACUCGUACUCAGGGCUUCUUUUUUCUCUUCUUGACAAUCUUGAACAGCAAGAAAAAAAUUUUGUACAACAUUUGUUAAGUUGUAAAGAUGUUAUUAAAAGACGUCGAGAACGUAAUAUAGAUUGAUGAAACGUAGGAGGAUAUAUGAUAUUCUUGAAUUGUAUUAAAAGAACGCUGGAAUAUAUAGCUGUAUAAGAACAAACCCGGGACAACUCCAAAUAUAUUGUUUCUUAUAAAAUUCUGAUUGCCUGAAGAGCAGAAGAAAAAAUUUAAGCUCCAACUUUAUGAGGCGUUUACAUCGCAUUUUAAAUAAAGGAAAAAUCCUUUUUUUAUGGAAAAACAAGCAAAAAAAACUCUUUCACGGAAACAACACUCGAUGAUUAUAUGCAUUCAACCACAUAUCCGGACUCUUAGUCCCGCGAUAUUUAAAAAAUAGACAAAAAAAUCUAGGAAUGACGUUGAUAUUAAGCCCAAGUCAACAAUACAUAUUUUAAAUACAAUCUCGUCCCGCCAAUUUUCGUCUCCUUCUCCCUCUUAGAUUAUGUCCCUCGCCGCAAUACGCAACCAUAUUUUAUAAAAGAAACUUUCAAUGUUUACUACCUGCGUUUUACUUCUUAUUUGUGCGCAUUUACCACUGAACAUCAACACCGCGUGCUUGGUUUUGUUGUUCUUUUUUGGGAAUGUAAUUGCGGUUUAAGUGCUAUUUUGGUAUCAAUUUUUUUUUGCUGUAUUGGCACAAAUAAAACAGCUGACACAGCACAAUACCAAGAGUAAUUAUCAACGGCAAUAAUGAUAUUUUAUGAUUGCAACAGAGUUUCCAGACAUUUUUAUUUUCUGCACCAAGACAUUCACUUUAUAAAGUGAUACUGCGUGCAGAGGCUUAAUUAAUCCCUAAGAAUUCAAAAGUAUGACUGUUGAUUGCGAAACACGUGCAGAAAAUUCUCCGACAUCUGACGAGCAAGAUGCUGAAUACCUUCACCUCAGCGACAAGACACUUAAUGAAAAUGUAGAUACAGUCCAAGUAGAGGUUGUACCUAACGGUUCCAGUCAUGAGAAGCCUAAGGGAAAAGAUGGUGACGAAAAAGAGAAGCCCAAGCCAGCAGAGACAGUUUCCAUUUGUUCUCUGUUUCGUUAUGGUGACGUACUCGAUGCUCUGCUUAUGUUUAUUGCUCUGAUUGCUUCCAUGGGAAAUGGUGUGGCUCAACCAGCAUCUUUUGUAAUUUUCGGAGAAUUAAUUGAAGAGUUUGUUGAUUUCGCUAAAGAUAUAAAUGGAACCACCAGUAUUGAGGACACAAUGAAAGACUUUGCAGUAUAUUAUGUCUACGUAGCUAUAGGCAUGUUUGUAUGCUCCUUUUUGCAAGCAGCAUUAUGGUCCGUCUCUGCAGUCAGACAAAUACACAGAAUACGAAUUCAUUUUUUUCAAUCCAUUUUGAGGCAGGACAUCGGAUGGUUUGAUGUCAAUGAAGGAGGGGGUUUGACAUCUCGACUGUCAGAUGACCUUACAAAAAUGCAAUCUGGUAUCGGCGAUAAAGUUGGAAUGACAGUACAAGCAUUAACAAUGUUUUUUGCUGGCUUUGGACUUGGGUUUUCUUACAGUUGGAAACUGACACUGAUUAUUUUGUCACUGACACCAGCUAUUAUUAUUGGAGGUGGAAUCACUGGCAAAGUUGUAGCAGCCUUUACUUCCCGUGAACAAACAGCAUAUGCUGAAGCAGGAGCUGUAGCAGAGGAGGUGAUUAGUUCGAUACGAACUGUUGUUGCUUUUGGGGGACAAGAAGAUGAAAUAAAAAGAUAUGAUCAAAAAUUGAUAGGAGCGGAAAAGGCUGGAAUAAAGAAGGGUGCAACAAUGGGCGGAUCAUUUGGAUUUUUUCAUAUUGUUAUUUUUUCAUGUUAUGCUUUGUCAUUUUGGUAUGGAUCAAGAAUGGUUGCUGAUGAGGAACUGACAUCUGGCAAACUUAUGCUUGUUUUCUUCUGUGUUAUGAUUGGUGCUGCACAAUUGGGACAAGUGUCUCCAAAUUUUGAAGCAGUUACAGCAGCUAGGGGCGCAGCAUUUCAAGUUUUUAAAAUAUGUGAAAGAGUUCCUAUAAUAGAUUCUUUAGCAGAAAAUACAGGAAAGAAAGUUGGGGAAGUAGAUGGUAACAUUGAACUAAGUAAUGUUCAUUUCCGUUAUCCAUCUAGACCAGAAGUAAAGGUUCUGGAUGGGUUCAAUUUGCUUAUUAAGAAAGGUUCAACUGUUGCGUUGGUUGGGGAAUCUGGUUGCGGAAAGAGCACUAUUGUUAAGCUUAUUCAAAGAUUUUAUGACACAGAGGAGGGAAAGGUAACUCUAGAUGGAGAAGAUUUACGGGAGUUAAAUUUAAAAGAGAUGCGUUCAAAUAUUGGUGUUGUCAGUCAAGAACCUGUCUUGUUUGAUAUGACGAUUGCCGAAAACAUCAGGUUUGGUGCAAGAUUUGGUGCCACUCAGCGUGAAGUGGAAGAGGCAGCUAAAAAUGCUAAUGCACAUGAUUUUAUCAUGACAUUGCCUAAAGGUUACGACACAAAUGUUGGUGAAGGAGGUGCUCAAUUAUCUGGUGGUCAGAAGCAAAGAAUUGCAAUAGCACGAGCGUUAAUUCGUGAUCCAAAGAUAUUGCUGUUUGAUGAAGCUACUUCAGCUCUUGACACUGAGAGUGAAGCUAUUGUACAAGCAGCUAUGGAUAAGGCUAGCGAAGGACGCACAACUGUUAUCAUAGCACAUAGAUUAUCUACUGUCCGAAAUGCUAGCUCAAUCGUGGCUGUAAAAGAUGGAAAAGUAGCAGAGAUUGGAACGCACAAUGAAUUAAUGGAAAAACAAGGGGUAUAUUACCAGCUUGUUUUGCUACAAACAAUGGCAGACGAAUUGGAAGAGGAAGAUUUAACCGAAACAGAGAAAGAUGAAAUUCUUAAAGCUAAAUUUAUGCGCAGCAUUUCUGCUAUGUCUAGUGGAAGCGAAGAAGAACGAAAUGUUUCCGUCAAACUUUCAAAGCAGUUAUCUAUAAGACAUUCGAUGAGAGCAAAAUCAACAGUUGAUGUGAAGAAAGACUCGAAGAGUGAAAAGGAAGAGGACUAUAAACCACCCCCUGCUGGUAUAGGGAGAAUUAUGGCUUUAAAUAAAACAGAAUGGCCUUAUUUAGUUGUGGGUGGCUUUUUCAGUGCUAUUGUUGGUGCCUUUCCUGUAGCAUUCGCCGUUAUACUCAGCGAGCUUCUUGUAACUUUUACAAAACCACCUGAGCAAAUGAAAGAGGAGUCACGGAAAUGGGCGUUAGGGUUUUUAGCCCUGGGUGUUGUGGAUUGCGUAUCAUUAUUUUUCUCUGCUUACCUGUUUGGGAUAGCAGGAGAAAUUUUAACCCGUCGAUUAAGGAGAAUGACAUUCACAGCGAUACUGAAACAGGAAAUUGCAUUUUUUGACCAUCCAGAUAACAGUACCGGAAAAUUGACAGCGAGACUUGCAACUGAUGCAUCAAACGUGAAUGGAGCUACCAGCAGUCGUUUGAACACGAUGAUACAAGUUGUAUUCAUGUUGUUGUUAGCUCUGGGCGUAGCAUUCGGUUACAGUUGGAAACUCACCUUAGUGAUUAUCGCUUUUGCUCCGUUUUUACUGUUUGCUGGUGCAGCUCAUACGAAAAUUUUCACAAGCUUCGCUGCCGAAGAAGGUAAAAGGCUAAUUCAUGCGAGUGCUUUGGCUAAUCAAGCUAUUAUGAACAUAAGGACUGUCGCUACGAUUGGAAGGGAGAGCUACUUUAUUGAGAAAUAUACUGAACUCAUUGAGCAACCGUACAGGCAAUCUCUUCGAAAGUCUUUUGUUUUUGGCGUUACGUUUGGUUUAUCGAGCUCACUUAUGAUGUUAGCGAAUGCUGCUGCAUUUUCUCUCGGUGGUAAACUAGUGCAAGAUGAAGAAAUAACAUUUGACGAAAUGUUCAAAGUUGUGUUAGCUGCAGUGUUCGGCGCGAUGAUUGCUGGUCAAAUUGCUUCAUUUGCUCCUGAUUAUGUUGCGGCUAAAGUGUCAGCUGCUCGUAUCUUUAACCUGCUUGACCGUGUUCCUGCUAUCAAUGCUUUUAGUACAAGUGGAUCUCGUCUAGAGAAAGUUGAUGGACACAUCGACUUUGAAAGUGUGUCUUUCAACUAUCCAACUAGGCCUGACGUCAACGUUCUGCAGCAGUUAUCAUUUGGAAUAAAAUCGGGUCAAAAAGUGGCGCUGGUUGGCGCGUCUGGGUGUGGCAAGAGCACCAGUGUUGGAUUAUUAGAAAGAUUCUACGACCCCUUUGAAGGAACAGUUAAAAUCGAUAAUCACGACAUCAAAGAUUUCAACGUCAAGUGGUUGCGUUCGCAGCUGGGUUUAGUGUCACAAGAACCAGUCUUAUUUGCUCGCAGCAUAAAAGAUAAUAUUAAAUAUGGUCUGGACGAGGAGAUCGCAGAUGAGCUAGUCCAAGCUGCAGCUGAAAAAGCCAAUAUACACGGUUUUAUUUCAAACUUACCAAAGGGUUACGAUACAAUGGUUGGAGAGAAGGGAACGUUGAUUUCAGGCGGUCAGAAGCAACGAAUUGCAAUUGCCCGCGCGUUGAUUAGAAAUCCCAAAAUAAUGUUGCUUGAUGAAGCUACUUCAGCCCUAGAUUCAGAAAGUGAAAAGAUUGUACAAGAAGCACUUGAUGUAGCCAUGGAAGGCCGUACAUCCAUCAUUAUAGCGCAUCGUUUAUCAACCGUGCAAAACUCUGAUCUUAUCGUUGUUGUUCAGCAUGGAAAAAUUGUUGAAAUGGGAACACACCAAGAAUUGAUAGCUAACAAAGGACCAUACUUCUUGCUGAAUCAAGCACAGUUGUAAGAUUUAUAAAUCAUACCGAAAACUGGGAGAUAUUUUUAUUAUCAAUUUUUAACAGAAAACUGAAACUCCAAAAAAGUGGAUCUGCUUCGCGACAGGUUUUAUUAUAUUUUAAGUUAUAGACGCAAUAAUAUUUUUGUUACUAUUGGAAUACGUUACUGGUAUUUAUGGUUUAUUUAUAUAUGGUAAUCUUCAUAGUUUCAUUGUAACGUUGUUGUUCCAUUUGUUGCACAUAUUGUUGCAAAUACUCUUUAUGAUGCAGCGUUUCGAAAAAAAGCGUUUUGAUGUACAGAAAGGGCUCUAGAUGCUUUUCCCCAAGCGAAAUCUUAUAAAUCUAUAUAAAUUUAUAUAAAUUUUUCUUUAGUGUUUUUUCCACCGCCGUUUAUAAGUAUAGUAGUGAUGCGGAAAAUUCCAUCGGUCAUUAUAUAACGAAUCUUGUUUUUUCGCCUCCACUUCAUAUAUAAGAGAGAUAAUACUGCAUAUGUAUGUUAAUUUUUUUACAACAUAUUUUUAGGUAACUAUUUACUGAUAACUAUGUUAUUUUUACUCUUCCUCGUUACCAGGGUUUGUUGCCUCAGGUCAAGCGCAUACUUGACAGAGUUCCUGACCUCAAAAAGACAAGAACCUCUGGAAACGGGGUUGAUUUUUAUUUCAAGGGAUUAUAUAAAGUUCAGUUAAUUGUGUAUCACUUAUAUAAAAUAUACUUCUCUUGUUAUUA
This is a messenger RNA of Hydractinia symbiolongicarpus, 5549 nucleotides long. RefSeq names its product ATP-dependent translocase ABCB1-like. Bases 911 to 4834 code for a protein of 1307 amino acids. The record is from RefSeq and is a predicted model, not a curated record. NCBI's taxonomy places the organism in Eukaryota, Metazoa, Cnidaria, Hydrozoa, Anthoathecata, Hydractiniidae. Gene Ontology annotation, molecular function: ATP hydrolysis activity; ATP binding; ABC-type transporter activity. The transcript has 22 exons. Gene Ontology annotation, biological process: transmembrane transport. Gene Ontology annotation, cellular component: membrane.